Erigeron canadensis is the source of this 1008-nucleotide messenger RNA. RefSeq lists its product as uncharacterized. Bases 192 to 602 code for a protein of 136 amino acids. The transcript has 5 exons. The record is from RefSeq and is a predicted model, not a curated record. NCBI's taxonomy places the organism in Eukaryota, Viridiplantae, Streptophyta, Magnoliopsida, Asterales, Asteraceae.
UUCAUCCUUGAAUCUCAAAAUCUGUUGAAAAGGGAAUUGUUUAAUUUACCAAGGAUUUUGCAUUUCCUCUUUUACGCCUUUUGUUUUUUAUUAAAUGUAAAAUUUCAUAAAAACUGUCAACCGUUGAUUUAACUUUCUAAUGCACCAGAUCUGUUCUCUAUUUAUUUUUAUUAACCAUUCGAUUUCCGAAGAUGUCUGACAAUAGAUUUCUCCUUGGAGCAUCAAGCGGCAGAAGAGUUAGAGGUAAACAUGAUCUGGAUUCGCAGCUGCUGCUUGAAGGUAAUAUGGAUUCACAGCUGCCGGUUAAUGAUGAUUUGAUUUCGAUGUCAGAAAAAUCGUUGCUUGAUGAUGACUCAUAUCUUGGAUCUGAAAUUGAAGAUGUUAUGGCAUCGUUGGAUGAAAUUGCAUCAGGCAGGUAUCCUCCGUUGCCAAAAGAGGGAGAAGAAUUAGCUGAUUAUCAAAAGUGUGAAACUUUUGAAGAAAAAAAAGAUUGGAUAAUUGCAGUCGCCAUUAUAAGAAAUAAACAUUUUAGGUUUGAAAGAAUGAGAAGUGAAUUGAAGACCAGGCGCGAGUUUGAAUAUUUUACGGAGGAAGAAGCAUGAAUGGUUGUAGCUGUUCCGGGUGUUGAAGACAACCAUGGCAGUGAUGAUGCGUCUAUCUUUGAGGACAUGAGUGAUUUUAGACGAAUGGUUGUAGAUGUUCCGGGUGAUGAAGAGACCGAUGGCAGUGAUGAUGUGUCUAUCUAUGAGGACAUGAGUGAAGCUGACUUAUGUGGGUGAUUGUUAAUGGCAGCCAAUCUUAAUAUAGCCUUGAUCUUAAUAUAUUAUGCAUUUAUUAUGUUUUUUAUUUUUAACUUUAGUUAACUAUCCGUAGGAUUGAUAUGAUGUCCUCUUUUGUGUGUUUCAGUGUCAUGGUAUGCUAACGUAGUAGUGACUUCAAUACAGCAUUCUUACUUUGGUCUAUCUAUGUUGUGAGAUCAAUUGUGAUUAUUGGAGAUUUUUUCUGAUA